Cornus florida is the source of this 2079-nucleotide messenger RNA. Its product is annotated as protein neprosin-like. Bases 426 to 1739 code for a protein of 437 amino acids. Lineage: Eukaryota; Viridiplantae; Streptophyta; Magnoliopsida; Cornales; Cornaceae. The transcript has 7 exons. The record is from RefSeq and is a predicted model, not a curated record.
UAAAAGAUGGGUAGGUCAUAGUUUUUAAAGUGCUUUGAAUAUCCGCUGUUCUUUCUCUUCACUGGUGCAAGUCUAUCAAGACAAAGUUUUUAUCAGUCAUUGUUAGACAUAAAAUCUUAUGCUGGCAAUGAUGAUGAUGACGCUGAAUGUGUUUGGGGUUGUGUGCUCAGCUUAAUUAGCCUGCAAACCCACCUCCCCAUUUCAGCAUUUAGAGAGAGAAAAUCUAGAGAGAGAGAGGGAGAAUUAAUUAAGUAGUCCCCAUAACAAGUCAUUUUCCUACUUUCCUUUUAGUACUGUUGGGGUGUUUGGGGUUAUUAAGAGGUGUCUCUGAUUUGCUUUGUGCCCUUCGCUUUGUUUUUGCUAGUAAUGGUGUGUUGUGGCUAGUUUUUUCUCAAUUUCUUUGUCUUUGUUGGGCACUGAAUGAAAUGGGGAUUUUCGAAAGGCUUGUACCAAUAUUUUUAAUCUUUGUUGUUAUUGUUUUCUCGCAAAGAUUGAGUGUCGUUUCGGGCUUAAAUUACACAAGAUAUAGGAAAGUUGGGAGCUUGAGACUUGCAAGGAUUCAGAGACAUCUGGAGAAGAUCAACAAGCCUGCUCUUUUAACCAUAGAGAGCCCAGAUGGAGAUAUCAUAGAUUGUGUCCAUAAAAGAAGGCAACCAGCUUUAGAUCAUCCUCUUCUAAAGAAUCACAAGAUCCAGAGAGUUCCACCAGAAAAGCCCAAGAUGAGAAUGAUGAAAGAAAGUGUAGAGAGAGAUUACAAGAAGAAGAAUAGUAGUAGUGGGAGUGAUGGAGUCAUUAGAGACAGUGCAUGGCAAAUGUGGCAUCAAAAAGGACAAAGGUGUCCCAAGGGCACUGUUCCUAUACGGCGCACCACAGAGCAUGAUGUGUUGAGAGCCAAGUCUUUGUAUGACUUUGGGAAGAAACAGAGCAGAUCACCAACCCUUCAUAGACGCGUUGAUGCGCCGGAUGUAGUGAGUGGCAAUGGACACGAGCAUGCAAUCGCAUACACCAAAGCAUCGUCAGAGGUGUAUGGGGCAAGGGCGACCAUAAAUGUGUGGGACCCAUCAGUGGAAGUGGUCAACGAGUUUAGUCUCUCCCAGAUUUGGGUUCUUUCGGGAUCAUUCGACGGCUCAGAUCUCAACAGCAUAGAAGCUGGCUGGCAGGUUAGUCCGGAGCUUUAUGGUGACAGCAGGCCAAGAUUAUUCACUUACUGGACGUCGGAUUCAUAUCAGGCGACUGGAUGCUACAACCUUUUAUGUUCAGGAUUUGUGCAAACCAAUAGUAGAAUAGCCAUCGGAGCUGCUAUUUCUCCGAUAUCGUCAUUUUCCGGCAAUCAAUUCGACGUCUCCAUUCUCAUUUGGAAGGAUCCGAAGUUAGGAAACUGGUGGAUGGGCUUCGGCGAAAACAUGCUGGUAGGUUAUUGGCCGGCCGAGCUUUUCACGCACUUGGCGGAGCAUGCCACCAUGGUGGAGUGGGGUGGCGAGGUGGUGAACUCGCAGCCGAAUGGCAAACACACCGCCACCCGAAUGGGGUCAGGCCGCUUUGCAGAAGAUGGUUUUGGAAAAGCAAGCUAUUUCAGGAACAUAGAGGUUGUGGACUCAGAUAAUAGCCUCAGCUCAGCCCAAGACAUAUCAACCCUAGCUGAGAACACCAAUUGUUACAGCAUCAAGAGCUCCUACAACAGUGGAUGGGGCACACAUUUCUACUAUGGUGGCCCUGGAAACAAUCCAAAAUGUCCAUGAUCUUGUUCAAACCAUCAUCCAUAAUAGUUAAGGAAAAUGCUAUAACGAAUGUGUACGUGCACGAGCUCAUGCCUCAUAAUCAUUGGAUGGAGAGCCUAUACGGCUAGCCUCUCAAUCCAAGGACUAUAAAGUGUGAGCUUACUAAAAAUGUUUUUGUUAUAGACUCGCUCAACAAUAUCACGAACAAGAGCGAAUGAGUCUUAUGAAUGUAAUCGGACUUGCUUAGUCAGACUAUAAAAGCAUUUUCCGUCCAUUUAUUCAUGUAAAAAUUUGUAUUCUUAAAUUCUUUCUUUAAAUUUUGAAGUAAAUAAUUAGGGCUAUUUCCUAUUCUUUGGGGCUA